CGAACGUAUUUUGUCGGCUAGUGAUGACAGCGUGAGUCUAACGCUCAUUACAAGGAAAAAAAAAAUUAAUUGCAGGAUCGCACGAUUCUCAAAGCCAGGUAUUAUUCACGAGUUCAUCCCUAAACACUUGGGUAGAUCCAGAAAGCAGACAGACGAAGAAGAUCCCAAAACAAAAACUGUAUUAGACGAGAAGCAACAGGAAAAAACACAGGGGAAUCCGAACAGAAAUGCCUAAGAAUGCAGACACACAAUCAGUGCGAAGAGAGAUGAGAGAUAAGCGGAGGAGGAGGAGGAGAAACCCGUCGCCAUGUGCAGCCCGAGAAAACAAAUGCGAGCGACUCCUUAAUUCUGCCGACGAGCCAAUUGAAAUGACGAAACGUGUGCACAUGACACCCACACAAAACGAUGAGGCAGUCAGUGCAGCGUGGAAAAAAGCUCAGAGCUUAAGGCAACAGGUGCUAAAUGGCCGACUUCCGUUUGUUAUCAGGCCAAGAGAGCGACAGAGAGUUGGCCCACAGAGCUUUCCGGCUAAUCCGCAUAGAACACCGGACGAAAAUAAAAAAUAAGUCAGUGGAACAGAAACGACGCCUAGAGACACCUAUAUAUAAAUUAAUUGGCGCACAGAAUAUUUGUGGCAGUUUCGUUUAAGCUUGAACCGUGCUUAACGGGUUUUUGGUGCUCAGAACUCUAGUUGUGUACACAGAAAAUGUUUAAAAUCGUAUUUGUAAUCGCGAUACUGUCGCUGGUGAAAUGUGGCCAAUCCCAAAUUGCUUUUACCAAUCAGCCCUGCUCGGUUCGAAAUCCUAAAAUCGUGGGUGGCAGCGAGGCGGAACGCAACGAAAUGCCCUUUAUGGUCAGUCUAAUGCGACGUGGUGGUCACUUUUGUGGCGGCACAAUCAUCUCAGAACGGUGGAUCCUUACGGCAGGACAUUGCAUCUGCAAUGGGUUGCAGCAGUUCAUGAAACCAGCUCAAAUCCAAGGAGUUGUGGGUCUGCACAGCAUCAAAGAAUAUCUCAACGGAAUUGGAAAUGGUCCGGAUGCUCUAAGAGUGGACUUCAAGAACAUAGUGCCCCAUCCGCAGUACGAGUGUAAUGAUGUCAAGCAUGAUAUAGCACUGCUGGAACUGGUGCAGCCGAUCCGAUUCUCCGCCCACAUCCAGCCCAGCUGCGUGGGUUCCGACGAGGGACACCGAACUUUGGAGCAGGAGUACGGCACGGUUUCCGGUUGGGGCUGGACACACGAGAACCAAGCGGAGAACGAUCGAUCCGACGUUCUGCGCAAGGCCACCGUCAAGAUCUGGAACAACGAUGCCUGCCAGAGGUCCUACAGAUCCUUGGGGAAAAGCAAUACCAUCGGGGAGACACAAUUGUGCGCGGGCUUUGAGAACGGUCAAAUUGAUUCGUGUUGGGCGGAUUCCGGCGGCCCACUGAUGUCCAAGGAGCAUCAUUUGGUGGGCGUGGUGUCCACUGGAAUUGGUUGUGCUCGUCCCGGUUUGCCCGGAAUCUAUACGCGUGUCAGUAAAUACGUGCCCUGGAUGCAAAAUGUGAUAGCGGGUAGGAAAUAGAUGGAUUGGUAUCUGCAUCAGAUUGAUUGUGAUUCACCUGUGAUAUUAGCGGUAUAUUUUUAUGUGAUUUUACCAAUAAAAGUUUAUUUUAACCAAACAAAGCCUAUU
Messenger RNA from Drosophila gunungcola (fruit fly), 1672 nucleotides. Its product is annotated as transmembrane protease serine 9. The record is from RefSeq and is a predicted model, not a curated record. NCBI's taxonomy places the organism in Eukaryota, Metazoa, Arthropoda, Insecta, Diptera, Drosophilidae. The coding region runs from base 707 to 1564 and encodes 285 amino acids. The transcript has 6 exons. Gene Ontology annotation, biological process: proteolysis. Gene Ontology annotation, molecular function: serine-type endopeptidase activity.